GGCGAGAACCCAGGAGUCUUGGCUCCCAGCCCCGCUCCCCGCCCGGGGAGGGGCCGGGCUCGGGGGGUGGGGUCUGACUCCGGAUUAUGUCACACUCUCUGCAGCCGCAGUGGGGAGCGGAGCGGCUCGGGUGCAGGUGCAGUGAGCGACCCACGGCGCCCCCAGCCAGCCCGGCCGGACUGAGCGGCCCCAGCCCGCGGGGAGGAUGGCUCCCACGUGGGGCCGGCUGCUCCGGCUCUGGCCUCUGCUGCUGGGCCUGGCCAAGGCCCUCACCAUCCCCAAGGAGUACGAGAUGCACAACCUGAGGCAGCCCCCAGAGAUGACUGAGCAGCUGGUGGAGAAGCUGGUCGUGUUCCCCAGCGACGACAUUGUGCUGCGCUGCGAGGCCACCGGGAACCCCCCCGUCACGUUCCGCUGGACAAAGGAUGGGCACUUGUUCGACCCGCGUCGGGAGGCCGGGGUGACGGUCGUCGAGGGCUCAGGGACGCUGAACAUCGUCAACAGCAACGCGGGGCGGUACCAGGGCGUGUAUCAGUGUUACGCCAGCAACGAGCUGGGCACGGCCAUGGGCCCCGAGAUCCACGUCAUCAAUGACAGCACCCCCCAGUGGCCCAAGGAGAAGGUGUUGCCGGUAGAGGUGGAGGAGGGGGAGUCCGUGGUCCUGCCCUGCAACCCCCCUGCCAGCGCCAUGCCCCCCAGAAUCUACUGGCUAAACAGCCGGAUCGUGCACAUCGCGCAGGACGAGCGGGUCACCGUGGGGCAGGACGGGUACUUGUACUUCGCCAACGUCCGGGGCUCGGACAGUCACCCCGACUACAUCUGCCACGCGCACUACCUGGGGCCCCGCACCAUCAUCCAGAAGGAGCCGCUCGAGCUGCGGGUCCGGCCCACCAACUCGGUGAAGUUUCGCCAGCCCCGGCUCAUGAUGCCGCCGGGGGAGACCAGCUCCCACGUCGCCCUGCGGGGGUCCAGCCUGGCCCUGGAGUGCAUCGCGGAGGGCUUCCCCACGCCCACCGUGGAGUGGGUCCGUCUGAACGGCCGCCUGCCCGCGGAGCGCAUGGCCCUGGAGAACUCCCGGAAAACCCUGCGGAUCCGGGACGUGGUGGAGGAGGAUGACGGGGAGUAUCAGUGUAUCGCCCGCAACACCCAGGGCACCGCCCGGCACAGCUACACCGUCACCGUGGAAGCUGCCCCCUACUGGGCUCAGCAGCCCCACAGCCGGGUGUAUGGCCCCGGGGAGAACGUUCGGCUCGACUGCUCUGUCUACGGGAAACCCAAACCCCUGGUGUCCUGGAGGAUCAACGGCGUCCCCUGGGCAGAGCUGCAGCCGGACCCGGGGCGGACGCUGCGCUCGGGGGCCCUGAUCCUGAGCCAGGUGACGCCCAACGACUCGCUGGUGACGCAGUGUGAGGCCGUGAACCGCCAUGGCCGCCUGCUGGCCAACGCCUACGUCUACGUCAUCCAGCUCCCAGCGAAGAUCCUGACCCCGGACGAACAGCGCUACGCCGUGGUGGAGAACCAGACGGCGUCUCUGCACUGCCAGACCUUCGGGGCGCCCGUGCCCAGCGUGGACUGGUUCACCGAGCGGCUGGAGCCGGCGCUGCAGGACGAACGCGCCUUCGUCCACACCAAUGGCACCUUGCGGCUGAGCCGGACCCAGCGCCAGGACACCGGCGCCUACGUGUGCCUGGCCCAGAACGACCAGAACAACGUCACCCUCCGCGCCUGGCUCGAGGUCAAAGCUGCCACGCGGAUCGAGCUGGGCCCCCAAAGCGCCGUGGUGAAGAAAUCCAGCAACGUGACCUUCCGGUGCCUGGUGCGGUUCGACGAGACGCUGCAGGAACACGGGGUCGAGUGGCGGCGGGACGGGCGCCCCAUCCAGGAGUCGGACGACAGCGACAAGUACAGCAUCGAGCCCGGCUGGCUGCGGAUUUCCAGCGUGGACUACCCGGACCAGGGCGUGUACAGCUGUCGGGCCCACACGGAGCUGGACGCGGUGGAGGAAAGCGCCGAGCUGCGGGUGGUGGGCCGCCCCGGGCCGGUGUCGGAGCUGCAGGUGUCGGAGCAGCAGGAGCGCCGGGUGAAGCUGAGCUGGACCCCAGGGGAUGAUCACAACAGCCCCGUUGAGAAGUUCGUGGUGGAGGCGGAGGACGGGCUCCGGGACCCCGGCACCUGGCGGGACGUCAGCACCGUCCCCGGCCACCAGCCCUGGGCCCGGCUGCACCUGGCCCCCUACGGCGAGUUCCGGUUCCGGGUCCGCGCGGCCAAUCGGUACGGACGGGGCGAGCCCAGCGCCGCCUCCACCCCCGUCCACACCAGCCAGGCGGCCCCGGAGCGCUACCCCGAGGGGGUGGCCGGCGAAGGGAACGAGACCAGCAACAUGCUCAUCACCUGGAAGCCCCUGAACAAGUCGGACUGGAACGCCCCCGAGCUCAGCUACCGGGUGCAGUGGAGGCGGCUGGGCCUGGGGGAGCACUGGAGCGAGGAGACCGUCAGCGCCCCCCCGUUGCUGGUCACGGAGACCCCCACCUUUGUGCCCUACGAGAUCAAGGUGCAGGCCGUGAACCCCGUCGGCAAGGGGCCCGAGCCCCCCAUCGUGGUGGGGUACUCUGGAGAGGACGUGCCCCUGGUGAACCCUGAGAACGUGGGCGUGGAACUGUUCAACAGCACCAGCGUCCUCGUCAGCUGGAGCCUGCCCCACAGAGACAAGCUGCGGGGUCACCUCCGGGGGUUCAGGGUGUUUUACUGGCGGCUGGGCAGCGUGGGGGAGCGGAACCGGCGCCAGGCCCGGGCCCAGCCGCCCCCCCUGGUGCUGACGCUGGAGGGGGAGGUGUCGCAGGCCAGGCUGGGGGGGCUGCGCCCCUGGAGCUUGUACCGCCUCUACGUUGUCGUGUUUAACGGGCGCAGCGAUGGGCCCCACAGCGAGGACGUUGACUUCAGCACCCCCGAGGGAGUGCCCAGCCCCCCCCACUCGCUGCUCCUGGAGCGGGUCUCGGACACGGCGCUGGCUCUGGAGUGGACGCCCCCCCGGUUCCCCAACGGGGCCCUGACCCAAUACCUGCUGCAGUACCGGCAGGUGAACGGGUCGGAGCUGGGCCCCCUGCACGAAAUGUCGGUCCCCGUCUCCCAGCGCAACGUGACGCUGGCCCGGCUGGACCCGCGGGCCCGGUACCGCUUCCACCUGCGGGCGCUGACCCGGGCCGGCCAGGGCGAGCCGCUGGUGCAGGAGGGCGGCACCGUCCCAGAGCCAGUGCUCCCCACUUUGGACAACAUCAGCAUCUCGCGGGUGGGGCCCGAUUUCACCGUCAUCACCUGGGUCCCGAGCCGGCACCAGGCCAACGUGGAGUUCGAGAUCCAGUUCAUGAGCAAGACCACGGCCGAGCCCUGGCGAACGUCCGGCCAGGCGAACUCCACCCAUGGCUCCUACCGGCUCCUCAACCUGCGGCCCGGCACCUCCUACCGCGUCCAGUUCGUGGGGCGCGACCCCUCGGGGGGCAACGUCUCCUUCUGGGAGAGCGAGGUGGAGACCGACGGCAAGCUGCUGACGACCAACCCGCGCAGCUUCGCCACCGAGGGCUGGUUCAUCGGCUUCAUCUGCGCUCUGAUCCUGCUGCUGCUGGUGGGCCUGACCCUCUGCUUCCUCAAGCACAGCAAGGGAGGGAAGUACUCGGUGAAGGACAAGGAGGACACGCAGGUCGACUCUGAAGCCCGACCCAUGAAGGACGAGACGUUCGGGGAGUACAGAUCCCUGGAGAGCGAGAAGGAGGAGAAGCCGUUCGGCGGCAGCCAGCCCUCCCUCGACGGGGCCGUCCCGGCGCUGGGCAGCGACGACAGCCUGGCCGACUACGGGGGCAGCGACGACGUGCAGUUCAACGAGGAUGGAUCCUUCAUCGGCCAGUACAUCGGCCACACGGGCAAGGAGGCGGCCAGCAAUGCCAGCUCGGGGGCUACCAGCCCCACCAACGCCCCGGCUGCCCUGGAGUAGGGGGGACCCGGAGCCCCCCUUUGGGAAUAGGGGAGCCCCUUCCUGCCCCAUGGGGAUUGGGGGGCUGUACCCCUCCCUAUCCCCAAAUCAUGGAGGGGGAAUCCCUGUUAGCUUCCACCCUCCUGCCCCCAGAACAUUAGGGGGGUAAUUUAAGGGGAUCCUGCCUUAGCUCCCCCAAAGUCAACCCCUCCAGACAGGGAAGCUGGGAUUUUCUCUCCACCCCCCUCCCCGAAACAUCAUUUAUCUUCUGCAUGUGACGGGCCAAAACACUUGGGGAGGUGAGGGGUUAAUGGGGGGGCGGGCUUGGGGGGCUCCGUACCCAGGGUUAAUAUUUGCCAAAAAAUAGACACCCCCCCUCCCCGCAUCUUUCCAUGUUUUAAUCAUUCUGGCCUCAGCCUCGGCCCCGCCCCUGGGAGUGAGACUGAGAAGCCAAGGGAGGGGCAGGGAGCCCGGACUCCUGGGUUCCAUCCCUAGCCCUUUCCCCAUGUUUAGGUCAGUUGGUUUCCUUUAAGCUGGGGAAGGGUAGGGGGGACUGACCAUUUCCCCCUAAUUCUGCUCAGCCCCCUCCUCCACUUCCUUUGCAUUUAAUGGGGGGGGGCUGUUCAUACCUCACCAGGGUCCUGGGAUUCCCCUGCCCCUCCCUCGUCAAUGCUGGGAGCUCCCCACGGGAGGGUCCCCUGCCCCCCCCCCCACAAAUCCACCUCCACCACCCACCCCCUGGACUCUCUGCGGGGGGCCGGCAUCACCAUUUCACCCCCUUGAAAGGGAACUGCCCCCCCUGCUUUUCUCACACAGCUGCCUUUGCAACCACCUUUCUCAAGCCAAGUGGCCUCUUGUUCUCUCUGUGCCCCCCGGAUCUCCCCUCCCCCUCCUGCAUCGGGGUCUCAGCUUUGCUGUGUGGCCCCCCAACCCCCCCUUUUUUUUGCAUAAAACAGAUUUUAAAAAACAUUUUAAAAAUGCCCCCCCGGCUGGGUGGUGGCCUGGCCCGGGGCUGCCCCGUGUAGAUAGGUGCCCCCCCCCCCGCUGGGUCGUCGUGCUAGCCGUGGUCUGGGCCUGCUGUGUGCUGUGGGGUAGUCGUGGCUUCGCGUUCCAUAUACGGCAAGAAAAGGGAAAAAAAAAUUAUAAAAAAAGUCCCCUCCCCAUAUCCCAUCCCUGGGGCCAGCUAAGGCCAUGCGCCCCCUCCCCCCGUGUCCUCCCCCUCGUCGGCUGUCACUAGCGUCUUGAUUGAUGGCUUUUUUAUAUCUACACUGUACAGACCGAACCGAGUUCGAAACCUGGCGAAAUAAAAACUGAAACCUG
Caretta caretta (loggerhead turtle) is the source of this 5284-nucleotide messenger RNA. Lineage: Eukaryota; Metazoa; Chordata; Testudines; Cheloniidae. The record is from RefSeq and is a predicted model, not a curated record.